This is a messenger RNA of Perognathus longimembris pacificus (Pacific pocket mouse), 592 nucleotides long. Its product is annotated as small nuclear ribonucleoprotein E-like. Gene Ontology annotation, molecular function: RNA binding. The transcript has a single exon. The record is from RefSeq and is a predicted model, not a curated record. Bases 59 to 400 code for a protein of 113 amino acids. Lineage: Eukaryota; Metazoa; Chordata; Mammalia; Rodentia; Heteromyidae. Gene Ontology annotation, biological process: mRNA splicing, via spliceosome; spliceosomal snRNP assembly. Gene Ontology annotation, cellular component: U4 snRNP; precatalytic spliceosome; U5 snRNP.
CCAGAAGUUGCUUUCUGGGGAGGCAUGCUGGUCCAUGCGGCCUUUUUAAGAUUCCACCAUGGCGUACCGUGGCCAGGGCCAAAAGGUGCAGAAGGUGAAGGUGCAGCCCAUCAACCUCAUCUUCAGAUACCUACAAAAUAGAUCUCGGAUUCAGGUGUGGCUCUAUGAGCAAGUGAAUAUGCAGAUAGAGGGCUGCAUCAUUGGUUUUGAUGAAUACAUGAGCCUUGUGUUAGAUGAUACAGAAGAAAUUCAUUCUAAAACCAAGUCAAGAAAACAACUGGGUCGGAUCAUGCUAAAAGGAGAUAAUAUUACUCUACUACAAAAUGUCUCCAACUAUAAAUCAUGUCGGAUCAUGCUAAAAGGAGAUAAUAUUACUCUACUACAAAGUGUCUCCAACUAGGAAUCAUCAGUGAAGUGAGAAGUUAAGAAUCUUAUACAGUUGCUUUUUGUUUUUUGAUUUUUGGGUUCUUUUUUUUAGUGUUCUUUGCUGGGAAUCUAAGAAAACAUCCAUUCAUAUUGUUUGAUGAGCCCUUUUGUUAAGAUGUUUGCACAAUUCUGAUGACCUUGUGUUAUCAUCAGGUGACAAUAAAUG